Molecule: messenger RNA, 864 nt
Organism: Colletotrichum truncatum
Lineage: Eukaryota; Fungi; Ascomycota; Sordariomycetes; Glomerellales; Glomerellaceae
Source: RefSeq, a predicted model, not a curated record
AUGCGGAUACCAAAGCCCUUAGCGAUCUUUCUCACACUGCUAGCAUGGGUUGCAAAUGCAGACCGAAAACUGCCUGCCGAUCUUCAAGUGGACCUCAUCUUCCCACUUAACGAGACUUAUGCGCCAACGCAAUGGUUUCCUAUCAUUUUCGAUGUGCAGAACCUCGACGCUCUCUGGCCGGUGGACAUCUUUUUGUCUGUGUCGGUAUGGAGUAACGAAUGGAAGGUCAGCGGCAGGCAAAGUAGGCUUUGGGAGUAUGAGUUCUUCGGCCUCAGCCCUGAAGAUUUCGCAAAGACCGACGGACCACCACCUAGCAAGCACUUUUUCCACAUCCCCUCCAUCAACAUGACCAACGGCACCACAGGUGAAUAUAGCAUUCUGUGGCACAUCUCGAUUGAAAACCAAUGCUUCGCUAACGCCACCCAACCGCUAAGCGAGGCCGCGGCCCAUGACUGGUCCAACAGACUCCGGGGUCCGUAUGAGCGGUCUCUUCAAUUCAGUACGGCACCUGGAGCACAACUCCCCGACAUUGAGGCCACUGUCAACUCAUGCCCAAGCCCUAACGAGAACAACUCAGUGGCGGUUCGCAUCACAGAAGUGAGGGAGACAUUGCACAGACAAAAACCGUGCCCUGUUUUCGAAACGAACGUUGCCCCGGCCAGGUGCGCGUACAAACCAUUUGCUGCAGAGUUGGCAGCGAAUGUUUCUGGCCUCAUGUUAGGCAACAUGAGGUGCAGUAAUGGCACGUGGCAAACAGUCACGGCGCCAUGCCCUAGAAAGAGUGCAUCAAAUGCUCACAGGAUGUGGUCUGGGGCAGGCUGGGUUCCGGUCUUGGUUGUUGCUGCCGUUAUUAGUAUACUAUAG